GCCAGAAUCUUUUCUGAUCGCUGUGGAAGAUCUAUUUUCGGGAAAUGGAGGCGAUGCUCAGGAGCCGAAUGAACAGCUUUUUCUCUCCCCCUCUGUAUUUACAGAGGCACCAGUUUGUGAUUGAGUUUGUUAAAAAAUCCAGACCCAGAACGGUGUUGGAUUUAGGAUGCUCUGGAUGUUCCCUGCUGAGAAAACUCAGAUUUCAUCGUCACGGUGUAGAAUUACUGGCAGGAGUGGACAUCGACUGCGCCACCAUCCGACAAAACAUGUAUACACUGGCUCCACUCAUGACUGAAUACUUGCAGCCAAAUGCCAGACCACUUACAAUCAACCUUUAUCAAGGCUCCAUCACAGAAAUGGAGCCGUGCACCAAGGGCUUUGAUCUGAUCGUCUGCAUUGAAGUCAUGGAGCACCUUCAGCUUUGGGAAGUGGAGAAGUUUUCAGAGGUUUUGUUUGAAUACAUGGAGCCACGCACUGUGAUAAUAAGCACACCAAAUGCAGAUUUCAAUCCUUUAUUACCAGGACUAACAGGCUUCAGACACAAAGGCCACAAAUUUGAGUGGACCAGAGCACAGUUUCAAGCUUGGGCUGAUGGAGCUUGCAAGAAAUAUGGCUACUCUGUAGAAUUCACAGGAGUAGGAGAGGCUCCUGGGGCGAUCAGAGAUGUUGGAUUCUGUUCCCAGAUUGGAGUUUUCCAAAGAGUUGUUGGUUAUUUAAAUACACAAAUAAAUAACUCUGAGCAGGAACCUACAGUUUAUCAGCUGCUGUACAGAGUGGUUUAUCCGAGCCUCUGUGACAACAAUAUCUUCCAGAGGACUGUAGUUUGUGAAGUCCUCUACAGAGCAGAGCAGCUGAAGAAGGAAUGGCUAAAGAGUCAGGAAGGUGAGCAAUGUGAUUUCACCUCCUGUGAACCCAUGCUACCAUCUGAGGCAGCGGGGCAGGCAAGGGAGGAAGAGGUGGUGUACAGGCAAGGGAGAUGGGUGUGUGUGCCGCUUCUGUGUUUGUGGGCUGGUUCCACAGUGCAAACUCUGUGCAAGAAUAUCCAGCAACUUAGAGACUUGCUGCUGGUGGACUUGCAAGUACAGCUAGAUGCUGACAGAGAUGCCAUAAUGUUGCCUAAUGAUUAUGAGGAGGAGGAAGACGAAGACGAAAUGGACGAGGGUGAGAAGGCAGAACGUGUGCCAAGGUCUGUGAAUGACAAUGCCGAGGAGGACUGGGAAAAUGAACUUUAAUAACUUCUUACUUUAGGAAAUCAGUAAUUAUGGAACUAGAACACCUUGCAGUCACUGGCCUGCUUGUCAGGUUUAUUUUCCAUAUAGGACAAUUUGUGAGUGGCUAAUCUAUUGUUAUGAACAAUUCUCUGCUCUUCCUAACAACAGUAGCUGAUUUAAUUCAGUCAGUCCUGUUCUGGUGACUUUCUUGAGAUUAAUGUAUCUAAAUUAAACUUGGUCAUUUGCAGUAUGGAAGCAGCUGUUCUGUAUUUUGACAUGAUGGUGGAGGAACGUCACGGACAUUUGAUCUCUGAUCAACUGGUGGGAAAAA
Messenger RNA from Neoarius graeffei (lesser salmon catfish), 1542 nucleotides. RefSeq names its product HEN methyltransferase 1 (gene henmt1). The record is from RefSeq and is a predicted model, not a curated record. Gene Ontology annotation, molecular function: O-methyltransferase activity; RNA methyltransferase activity. The coding region runs from base 45 to 1232 and encodes 395 amino acids. The transcript is spliced from 6 exons. NCBI's taxonomy places the organism in Eukaryota, Metazoa, Chordata, Actinopteri, Siluriformes, Ariidae. Gene Ontology annotation, cellular component: cytoplasm; nucleus. Gene Ontology annotation, biological process: RNA methylation; piRNA processing; siRNA processing.